GUGUGAGUAGGCUGCAAAAUGGCAACUGAAAAGAACACGCUGCUGUCCUUGAUUCUCACCGCCGGGAUCACGGCUCUCGUAGCGACUGGGCAAAAAGCAGAGCAACCAGAAGUGGUGACCAAAUACGGGACUGCCCGAGGAUACCAAUUCAAAGUAGAUGCGGCUGAGAGGAGUGUAAAUGUCUUUCUGGGACUUCCUUUUGCUAAGGCUCCUGUUGGACCACUGAGGUUUUCUGAACCCCAGCCACCUGAGCCAUGGAAAGGUGUCAGAGAUGCCACUUCCUACCCACCAAUGUGUCUACAGGACAAAGUAUUAGGACAGUUUCUGUCAGAUGUUUUUACUAAUAGAAAAGAAAAAGUUCGUCUCCAGAUGUCUGAAGAUUGCUUAUACCUGAAUAUUUACACACCUGUUUCUACAGAAAAACAGGAGAAGCUGCCUGUCUUUGUGUGGAUCCAUGGAGGUGGAUUAGUUCUAGGAGCAGCAUCAUCCUACGAUGGUUCAGCAUUAGCAGCCUUUGACAACGUGGUUGUUGUGACAAUUCAGUACAGACUGGGUAUUGUUGGAUACUUUAGCACUGGUGAUAAGUAUGCUCGUGGUAACUGGGGGUAUUUGGACCAAGUGGCAGCUCUUCAGUGGAUUCAGGAAAAUAUCAUACACUUUGGAGGAGACCCAGGAUCUGUCACCAUCUGUGGAGAAUCUGCAGGGGGAAUCAGUGUAUCUGCUCUGGUCUUAUCUCCACUGGCAAAAGGCUUGUUCCAUAAGGCCAUUUCAGAGAGUGGUACUGCAAUCAGGGCUUUAUUCACUGAUAAGCCUGAGGAAGAAGCACAAAGAAUUGCUGCUGCAUCUGGCUGUGAAAAGUCCAGUUCCGCUGCUCUGGUUGAGUGCUUGAGAGAAAAAACAGAGGAAGAGAUGGAACAGAUAACUCUAAAAAUGGAUAUGACAACUCUGAAACUAUGCUAUACGUCACCUGGGAAAUGUGAACAGCCUUCCAUGUUCAUCAGUUCAACUGUGGAUGGUGUAUUUUUUCCAAAGAGCCCCAGGGAAUUGCUGUCUGAAAAAGCAAUCAAUGCAGUCCCAUAUAUAAUAGGAGUGAAUAACUGUGAAUUUGGAUGGGUAAUUCCUGAAAUGAUGAAAGUUCCUGAUUUUACAGAAGGUCUGGACAAAGAAGUUGCACGUCAAGUAUUACAGAGCUCAUUUGUAUUAUCAUUUAAGAGUGUUCCAUCUGAUAUUGUAGAUCUCGUAUUCAAUGAAUACAUAGGGAAAGCAGAGAGCCGUGCUCAGGUGCGAGAUGGCCUUCUUGAUGCAAUAGGGGAUCACAUGUUUGUUUUCCCAGCCAUUGAAGUGGCUGGAUACCAUAGAGAUGCUGGCCACCCAGUCUACUUUUAUGAAUUUCAGCAUCGGCCAAGCUCAGCCACGGGUGUCGUACCAGAGUUUGUAAAAGCAGAUCAUGGAGAUGAGAUUGCCUUUGUCUUUGGAAAGCCGUUCUUAGCUGGGAAUGCUACAGAAGAAGAAAAUAAACUUAGCAGAGCUGUUAUGAAAUACUGGACUAACUUUGCUAGAAACGGAAAUCCCAAUGGGGAAGGCUUGGUCCAUUGGCCUCAGUAUGAUCUGGAUGAAAGAUACCUGGAAAUAGACCUCAUCCAAAAGGCAGCAAAGAAACUGAAAGAAGACAAAAUGGAGUUUUGGGUACAGCUCACAGAACAAAUGAGGAGUGAAAGGAGGAGAGAACGCACAGAUUUGUGAGAGCUGCGGAGGAUGCAUUUUCCUUUUGCAACCUGAAGUAAGGCAUCCUAAUGGGGAAGGUCUGGCUGAAUGGCCAUCGUAUAAUCUAAAUGAAGAAUACAUGGAGAUAAAUCUAAAACAAAGGAAAGCCAGAAAGUUGAAGGAAAAGAAGGCAGACUUCUGGGAAAAGGUGAUGUUUGAAAAGCCAACCAGGAAAAGAAUGGAAAACAAGAAAGUUAAUCCGGAGCUAUAAUUUACCGUUUAACCAUGCCUAAUAGGCAUAGUAUUUAGGGUAGCAAAAGGAAUUAUUUAAAAUAUUUUGGAGGAUAAAAUAUCGUGUCCCUUCCUUUCACCUUUUCUUCUCAGUUCUCAUAUUGACGCUUAUUUGCUGUGAUCAUUGCAGUGGACCAAUUUCCACUUUGUGAUCCUUUACUGUUCCCUCGGUUCAUGUCCACCACAGAAGCCUCACCUGUUCAGUACAGUUAACAGAUCUGUCUGCUCCUCAGGUUUUUCUGUAGCUUUGCCACUGCUGAAGAAGAAUGUGGCAGCAAGGUUGUGUUAAUAAAGCUAAAUCAAUAAAGACCUGAUUUGCAAGUAAAA
This is a messenger RNA of Gallus gallus (chicken), 2322 nucleotides long. It is a transcript of the gene CES1L1, whose product is annotated as carboxylesterase 1 like 1. NCBI's taxonomy places the organism in Eukaryota, Metazoa, Chordata, Aves, Galliformes, Phasianidae. Bases 19 to 1743 code for a protein of 574 amino acids. The transcript is spliced from 15 exons. The record is from RefSeq and is a predicted model, not a curated record.